AUGAUCUUCGAGGUGCCGGUCGACCAUUUCCCGGUCCAUUUUUCCAUUCCUCAAAGGCCCAACUUCACAACGGCGGCCCAAGCGCUGCAAAUCCGAACUUCUCUGGAGUCAAUGACAUUGGCCGGUUAGUUUUUAUCGAUUUCAUUCAAUGAUAUCAUUGAAAACAUGCAAAAAUGAUAAAAAAAUAUCUUCCAUAAAAUAAAUGAAAUAAUUUCAGAAUCUCGAAUCCAGUUCAACACGGAUAUUCGGCUUCCGUCGCUUCAAACUUGCAUACAAAAGCCGCUUCAUCAAGCUACAGUACCCCGAGCUGUUUUUCCACUCAAGACCAUCUCAACACGACCAUUGCUCAGGUUACCCUUACCUGGCCAACUCUUACCUCGAUUUCUAGCUUUUCAAUGACGAGCAUUCCUUGUUUUUAGCUCAAUUAUGUUGUAGUUUUCGAUUUGUCCAUAUUUAUUCUCGUUUUAAGUUUGAAUUCAAGCCAAGAUUGCCACGAUUGUCACCCGAUUACAAGUACGAUUUGGAUCUGUUCAUAAUGGACCAAUUUGCCCCAAACGUGUAUUUCUCAUCAUUCUAAUGAUCUCCCUGAAUUGUGAAACAUUUCGUUCAACGGUUAUUAUUGCAAUAAUUGCACUUGCAAAUGAAUAUUUUAUUCAUUAAUUUGUCUUUCUAUAUUGCGGAAAAUUGAAGGAAUACUUUGGAAAAGGGUGAAAAGGAGUAUUGAGAGGUAUAAAAUGAAUUACCUUCUUUUUUCAGAACUGAUACUGCAAAAGUUCUUGUUUUAGUUCAAAAUGUGAAUGAAAGUUGAAGUUUCUGUUUCGAACCGUUUGAGAUUGUUUCAAUACCAUAAAAUAAGUCUCAAGAGUGAUGAAAAUUUUUGAAUAGAGAUCCCCCUCUCUAACACUUCCAAGUACUCUACCGCGCAAGUAGUUUUGAGUCGAGUGCGCCAUGAAAAUUCAUUAACCUUGCAAUCCCAUUUUAGCCAUUCCAAAUGUGAUCAUGAAAUUUUUUUUUAAGAAACGGAAAAAAAGCCAAAAUCUGUGCAAAGUUUACUCGAGGGGUGAUCUCUUAAGAACCGUUUGAAAAAAAAAAAAUCAACUUUGGAAAAGACAAUCUGACUUUUCAGUGCUACCAGUUUUCUGUCGGGGUUCAAAAUUACUGUUUUUUUUUUCGGCGUUAUCUUCCUAUGUAAAAAAAGAUGGCACAGACAUUAAAUGAAAUUUUUUUACGAUGCAUCAUAAAAAUGAAAAGUCAGAAGGAAAAAAGAAAUUUCUAGUCACAUAACACAAAAUGAAGCUCAUCCUGGCUCUUUUUCUAUUUUCUUUCCCUACGUCUGUGAUUUGUGGAUCUUACCGGUGUUCCCGAUUGGUUCGUUUAUUUUAAUCGAAAAUAUCAAUUAACGAGUACGCGUUUGAACAGUGACACCUUGUCAAGCAAGUAAUUACGAAAUAGGGGCCAUUUUCCAAGAAAGGUCUAUUGGCCGAACCAUUUUGCUUUUUUCGAUGCUCUCCUCUUUUACGGAAAAGCUCCCGUGGUGAUUUUCUUUUUUCAUGGAAUCACCAUUGGUGGAAAAGAGAGCGCAGACGGGUCAGAGAUUCUUGAAAGAUGAAGUAUGAAGUAAACUACUUAACCGUCCUAUUUACAGCCAUGGGCUCUGAAUCCAAUGCUUCUCGGUAGGCCACUUCAAGUAGGCGACCGAGUUUUGGUUCAGGCAACACCGAAACCCGGCGUGCCAUGGUUAGUUGAUUCUUUCACCAACUUUUGAAUCUAGUUCUAUUCAAAUCAAAAAUUUUAAUGAAAGCUUGGUAAUUUACUCACAUUCUGAUGAGCGUAGACUCUAUCAGAAAGGCGCACGGUGCCAGCACCAAUAACCCCCUGCACGGUGCAAGUGGUAGUGCGACUCCUCGCGUUUUUUUUUAGACAUUUCGGUGCGAAUUGAGUGCAUGCGCACGGUGCAGGGACUUAUAGUUAUUUUGUUAUUCAUAUUUAUCAUUUUUCGAUUAAAAUUGGACAAGGGAAAUUGGAUCAGGAGGCUUGCCUGAAUCGAAACAGCAAGAGCUCUAGCUUCAUCUAAAUAUGGCUAAAUAGCUAAAUGGAACUUCCUUAAGGAGGCAUGCUGCUGCAUCGUGCGCAUCCACUCAAUUUGCACCAAAAUGUCUCAAAAAACGCAAGGAGCCGCACUACCACUUGCACCGUGCAGCGGAUUAUUGGCGCUGGCAUUCUGGUAGAGGACCAGCCGUGCUAACACGUGGUGUUAGCGGGUGCCUCCGUAUUGAACCCGUAUACGCGCAGCUGGUAGAACCUUUCGACAUUUUGUACCACAGCUGGACCAUCGUUUGAGCACAGUUGGGUCUCCCAUUUCUUCAUACAAUGACAACUGGUGCUUGAAAAGCUUUGAAAGAGGCUCAAUACGGAUAAACUCGUUGAGAUACCUGGCCAGCAUGAAAGUAUCUUGAUCGCACCUGGAAUGGUUCGAGGAGAAGAGGCAAAGCAGAGCUUGAGCACAAUCGAAUCGGUAUGAGUCAAACUAUGGGAGAGAAAAAAAUGAAUACUCUCCCCUGUAUAAAAGAGAGCCGCUUGAUAUUGAAUCAAGCGCAACGCGACCGCUACGCUUUGAGCCAUUCCACGUGCAGCCACAGCAUUUCAGUAGGGUAACUUGCAAUUUUUGGGUUUUCCGUAAACUUAUUCGCGGGUCCUGUUGGAAUCGCUUUGCACUUCAUCGUUCGUUGGGAUCGUAAUCAAGUUGUUCUGAACACCUUCACGGUUGCGGCGGUUUAAAAAUGCCCUCGAAUGAGAUAUGAUCAAUUGACUUUUCAGAACGCGUGGCAACAAGAGAUCAUUCUGCCGCAAAUAUUCACAAGGGGCCCUUUCGUCUUGAAAAUCGAGUACAUAGUGCGAUCCCACUCAGACUGGACCUUUUUUUGAGUUCAGGGCCCAAGCGGAUGGCUAUGUGGUUUCGAAAGACGGCGCUUAUCUCACUAAAUAUCCACUAAGGAGUUUCGAUUUAUCGGCGGUCCAAUCGAUUGGCUUGGACAAUGGCUUGGACAUGGGAAUGGAAAAUCCUUAGUUAGUUCUAAAGUUUGUCAUAAUUUUUUCGAAUCGGAAAUCUUUUAAUUUUGACUCAAAAAUCUGCUGGAGAUUGAUCCUGUGACUCUUUGAACGAUAACCAAACACACAUCCUCUGCGCUAAUCAUCUCAACUUUAGUUUCUGCGGAGUAGAAGAUCAAUCCGACUACAAACCCAACGAGAGGAUGACUUCGAUCUAUGCGGAUGGCGUUGUCGAGUACCUUUGUGAGUUUUUCGUGGAAUCAAAAAAAAAGUUUCUUAAUACUUUCAGAUGAUGACUGCUACUACUGA
Caenorhabditis auriculariae is the source of this 3357-nucleotide messenger RNA. The record is from the annotation of a GenBank genome assembly. Lineage: Eukaryota; Metazoa; Nematoda; Chromadorea; Rhabditida; Rhabditidae.